GAGAGGGGAUAUUUCAGCUCGUUGUCGUAGACGUUUUACAGCUACAUAAAUCCGCGACUUUCUCGAAAUAUUGUUUUCUCUGGGCUUGUCAGACAGAGGGUAUGUUCAAUUUUGUUAUAUAGUUUGGCCAUCUCUUUGGUUCUUUGAAAUGCGAACUCGAACCUAUAUGCUAUAGGUAAUCGGUAAGCUAGAUUUAUAGAAAUCGUGAUACCGCAUGCCUGACUUGGGUUAAAAAAUUCACAAUUGCCAGACUGGCGCUUGUGUUGUGCGUCAAGAACCUCGACAUUCGGCAGCUACUCCGAAAGAUCUGUCCAUACAUCGCUCACGUUGUUGAGACUAUCUAACUGAGGAGGUCCGAAAAUCAAGAUUCCACAAUGACAGCUUCAAAGGAAGGAGAAGAGGACUUUGUUCAAUUAAGCCCCGAAUCAAGGAACUACAAGGGGAUCGCCAUCUCUCUGCUGGUCAUAGUGGCUGUCUGCUCCCUCAUCACCAUGUCAGUGUUCGUGCUGACACCAGUGGAAGUCCCGGGUGCCGCCAACUCCAGGCUUACUGUGUGGGACUUGUUCAAACCAGAGUUUGCCGUUCAUGAUCCCAAGGCCAGGUGGAUAGGUGAUGCAGAGGUUUUGUACAGGAACAGAGAUGGCCAUGUCAUCAAGUUCAACUUCGCUUUAAACGAAACAGACAUAAUCCUGAGAAACAGCACAUUUGUGGCUUUCAAGGUUGCAAAAUAUUCCCUCUCUCCAGACAUGAAAUAUGUCCUUUUCGCUUAUGACGUUAAGCAGGUGUAUAGGCAUUCAUAUACGGCGUCUUACAUUGUUUACAACAUUCACACAAGGGAGGUGUGGGAACUGAACCCUCCUGAGGUGCAGAAUGCAGUGCUCCAGCAUGCGUCCUGGGGUGUACAGGGACAGCAGCUGAUCUACAUCUUUGAAAACAACAUCUAUUACCAAUCGGAUGUGCGAAGCAAUUCUCUCAGGAUUACUUCUUCGGGGGAGGAAAGAGUGAUAUUUAAUGGAAUCGCUGACUGGCUAUAUGAAGAGGAGAUCCUGCACUCACAUAUAACCCACUGGUGGUCGCCGGACGGUGAGAGGCUGGCCUUCCUCAUGAUCAACGACACGCUGGUGCCCAACAUGUUCUUGCCCCAAUUCACUGGCAGCACAUACCCCAAAUCCCAGGAAUAUCCAUACCCAAAGGCCGGCCAGCCCAACCCUGUGGUCCGACUGUUGGUGGUCAACCUGUAUGGCCCCACUCACACUGUGGAGCUGCUCCCGCCUGAGAGCUUUAGGGGAAGGGAAUACUACGUGGUCAUGGUGAAAUGGAUCAGUAGCAACCACGCGGCGGUUCGAUGGCUCACCAGGGCCCAGAACGCGUCCUUCCUCACGGUGUGCGACGUCACCGUUGGAUCCUGUCUACAGAGGCACGAGGAGACUUCAGAUCUCUGGCUCACCAGACAGGACCAGGAGCCAGUUUUUUCAAAGGACGGGAACAGGUUUUUCCUGACCAUCCCAGUGAAGCAGGGAGGACAAGGAGAAUUCCAUCAUAUUGCCAUGUUCACAAAAUCGUUCAGGAGUGAUCAAAGCGACGUCCGUCACCUGACGUCAGGCAACUGGGAGGUUACCAAGAUUUUAGCCUAUGAUGAGGACGCGCAAACCGUGUAUUUUAUCAGUACUCAAGAAUCCCCACAAAAGAGGCAUGUUUACAGUGCAUCUACUACUGGUCUGUUCUCUCGACGAUGUCUGACCUGCGAUCUGAACCGGGAGGAAUGCACGUUCUUUGACGCAGAUAUCAGCCCGAACAAGCAGCAUGUUUUACUGCAGUGCAAAGGUCCCGGAGCUCCGUCUGUGAUGCUGCAGAGUUUUAACGAUGCGAACACUUACUUCAUCUUGGACAGCAACAUGCCCCUGAGAGCUGCCUUGGAAAUCAAAAAGAUCUCCCAGACAGAUGUCAGGGUUAUCCAAAAUGAACACUUUGAGCUGCCUUUGAAACUUACCUAUCCACUAGACUUCUCUGAAUCUCUACUCUAUGGCCUUCUGUUGAUUGUUGACGGCGCGCCCGGAAGUCAGUCAGUCAGCGAUAAAUACGAGCUGGGCUGGGACUCGGUGCUCGUCAGCUGCGACGAGGUGAUCGUGGCCCGGUUAGACGGCAGGGGGACGGGCUUCCGGGGCCAGAUGGUCCUGCAGCAGGUCCACCAGCGCCUGGGCACGGUGGAGGUCCAGGACCAGAUAGCCGCGCUUGAAUACUUGAUGACACUUCCAUACAUUGACCGCGCGCGGAUUGGAAUCUACGGAAAGGGAUACGGUGCUUAUCUCACCCUGAUGCUGCUGAGGUCCACUGCUCUGAUUCAGUGUGCGGCUGCUGAUUCCCCGGUGAUUGACUGGAAAUUGUAUGCGUCAGCGUUUUCAGAGCGAUACUUUGGCCUGACAUCAAAGAAUGACAAUCGCUAUCAGGUUUCCAGAGUGCUUCCAAAUAUGAAAGGACUGCAAGGAAAUCUAAUGAAAGGACCUCAAGGACCUGCUUUUCUGUUGAUCCAUGGAACAGCUGAUGCAAACGUUCAUUUUCAGCAUUCAGCGGAGCUGAUUAAGCACCUGAUCAAAAUUGGAGCGAACUACACAAUGCAGAUCUACCCAGACGAGGGCCACUUCCUCUCCCUGAAGGGCGAACAGCACCUCUCUGAGUCCCUGGUUGGCUACUUCAGAACGUGUUUCCAGGACUUCAGCACACCACUACCGGAGGAGCUAGGCAAAGAGGAAGACGACUGACAGGGCCGACAGACAGAGGGGCGGACCUGGGAUAGCUACGACUGACAAGAAUGAUCUGCCUGUUGAUCCGCAGGCCAACAUUAUAUUUAAAUAAAACUUAAAUAAUCUAAAUUGGAACACAUUUAAAUACAUUUUAUGUAUUUAAUGUCAAUGUUAUUCAUAUUUUAUUAGCAAACAGGUAUAUUACAUACAUUAUUUAUAUGCAUUUACAGUUCCAGGCAAAUGUUUGGACCCCCUUACCCAUUCAACUUGAAUUGUGUCCAAACUUUUGACUGGAACUGUGUGUGUGUGUGUAUAUAUAUAUAUAUAUAUAUAUAUAUAUAUAUAUAUAUCUACCUACAAUACCAUGUAUACAUACAAAAUAUAUUAUCUAAAUUGGGUCAGUGAAAAAAGUAAAGAGUCCCAAUUUAGAUUGUUUUAAGUAUAUUAAAAUAAUAUAUAUAUAUUUUUGUUUGAGGAUAAGGUCUUUAAUGUAAGCCAGACAUAGCUGUGAAGUGUGUGUGUGAGUGUGCGUGGAUAUGUGCGUGUGUGCACACGCAUAAGAAAAAGAGGCUUUCUAUUUGCAGAAUAGCAACAUUGUUGAUAGACAAAAUGUGAGGGUUGAUGGGGAUUAAAUUUCUUUUUACAUUUCAGUUUCACUCAGUUCUAAUUGGUAAGAUUCCUCCCUUUUACCUUCAUCUGUAUUGUCAUAUUGUAACAGCGUGCUUUUGUUGAAGCCUGCAUUCAUCCACACAAUUCAAAUUUUAAUAAGCAUAAUUAACAAAACAAUUUUCUGCCUACUUUAACCCAUACAUAUCUGUGCCCUAAUACUUCAGUUUUACUUGGUUUUUGACUUAUGCACAUUAUGCUUGAAGUCAUGUGAGUUGUUAUGCUACAUUAUUUGAUCAAGUGCAAUUUCUCAUGUCUACUUCUGACAUGCUGUCUUCAGUUGUAUGUAUGUGUGUAUGCAGGGUAUACAAUGUAUAUAUUUUGCGAUAUAUGUGUUCAACAGGGUUCACUUAUUUGAAUAAUGUAAUGGUCUUCGUUUUUGCUAGGGUUUGUUACACUUUAGAAUAAUAGCCAUUGUCUUUGGAAUAACUGAACAGUAAAGGAUUAAAGAACUCGACGACAUUCUUUCAGUAA
Messenger RNA from Esox lucius (northern pike), 3881 nucleotides. Its product is annotated as inactive dipeptidyl peptidase 10. The transcript has 26 exons. Gene Ontology annotation, biological process: proteolysis. Lineage: Eukaryota; Metazoa; Chordata; Actinopteri; Esociformes; Esocidae. Gene Ontology annotation, molecular function: serine-type peptidase activity; dipeptidyl-peptidase activity. Bases 375 to 2759 code for a protein of 794 amino acids. The record is from RefSeq and is a predicted model, not a curated record.